Talaromyces stipitatus ATCC 10500 is the source of this 1272-nucleotide messenger RNA. Its product is annotated as WW domain protein. The transcript has a single exon. Gene Ontology annotation, molecular function: protein binding. The record is from RefSeq and is a predicted model, not a curated record. The coding region runs from base 195 to 1052 and encodes 285 amino acids. NCBI's taxonomy places the organism in Eukaryota, Fungi, Ascomycota, Eurotiomycetes, Eurotiales, Trichocomaceae.
CUCCUCAGAUGAUUCAGGAUUGAGAUUAUAUAUGUGACUAUCUUUCUGUUCAGCUGUGACUGAUCAGGCGCCUGCUAGCUGUACUCGGAGUCUAGCUUGGAUUGUGGUCCUUUUUGUUGCACUGAAUAACUUCAAAAUAGAUUGAGAGUUUUUCUUUUCACCACUUGUGCAAUUCUACUAAUUUCAAGGGAGAAAUGGCCGAGAACGAUCGCUUGGCAGUUGCGGAUACCACGGAAAAGUCUUCUACGAGCGCAUCGAAUACAGAUCAACCGGGCGAUGACUCGUCGAGGACGGAGCACAGAGAGGAGGUUGAGGCGGAGGAGAGCGAUGGAGUAGAGACCACCAAGCAGAGAAGGCCUGAAGCCGGGGAGGAGAAAGGUGAGGAUGGUUCUGAGGAGAAAAGGGAGGUUGAGGAAACUGGAGAAGUGAAUACAGAAGAAGCGCCACCAUUGCCGGACGAAGAAGUACCGCCACUUCCCGAUGAAGCACCUCCAGGUCAGGAAGAGCAACAAGGGGACGAUGGAUGGGAACCAGUCUGGGAUGCAAACGCACAAGCAUAUUAUUUCUACAAUCGGAUAACAGGGGUAUCCCAAUGGGAAAAUCCUCGCGUACCAGAUGCUGCAUCGGUGUCGGCGCCAAGGGCCCAAAAAGUGGAAGAACAAGUUAUUCGAGGGGGUUAUAACCCUGCCAUUCACGGCGAUUAUGAUCCCACGGCUCCGUACGCCCAACAAUACGAGGCGGAUUUACAACUCGCAAGUGCCGUGAAUGCGGCAGAUCAGUCACAAUCCUACACAGCUACGGGAGCAUUCAAUCGCUUCACAGGCCGAUGGCAAGACUCAUCAUUGACACCGGAAAAUUUCAAUGAUGAGAACAAAUCCCGGCGGCAGAUGAACGCUUAUUUCGAUGUCGAUGCCGCUGCGAAUAGCCACAAUGGAAGGAGUCUCAAGGCCGAACGGAGUCAUAAGAAGCUUACCAAGGCUGAAGUCAAGGCGUUCAGAGAGAAGAGGAGAGAAAGGAAGGAAGAGAAGCGUCGAGCUUGGUUGCGGGAUUGAUUUGUCUGUGCUGUAUUAUAUUGUAUGAUUUUUAAAGAGGCUGGACUUGAUACCACUUGCGACUAUAUGAUCUUUUGGCUUGUUGUAUUAUUCUGUAUCAUUUGGGGCGGUUUGCUGGCUCUGCAUUGGAUUGGAGUUUAUAGCAACGAGUGUCUUGUUGAUCUGUUAUCUGCCAUGGUAGACGAUUAUGGGAUCUUAUUACCAUAGCUAUAUAUACUUA